GACAAGUAAUCUCUCUCCAAGAUUUCUUCACCAAAAUUGCGACUCUUAAAUCUUUUGAUACGUUGCUAAUUAUGUUUGUUUUUUCUCAAUUCCUAUCAUUGCAGAUCAAAUAUACCUCACUGAUUUAAGCUUUGAUUCCAAAAAAAAGGGAAAUGAAUUCUAACAACUGGCUUGCUUUUCCUCUAUCACCAACUCACUCUUCUUUGCCUCCUCACAUUCACUCUUCACAAACUUCUCAUUUCAAUCUAGGUUUGGUCAACGACAAUAUCGACAACCCUUUUCAAAACCAAGAAUGGAAUAUGAUCAAUCCACACGGUGGAGGCGGCGAAGGUGGAGAGGUUCCAAAAGUGGCUGAUUUCUUAGGAGUGAGCAAAUCGGGGGAUCAUCAUCCCGAUCACAACCUUGUACCUUACAACGACAUUCAUCAAACCAACGACUCAGACUACUACUUCCAAACCAAUAGCUUGUUACCUACAGUCGUCACUUGUGCCUCUAAUACUCCUAAUAACUAUGAGCUUCAAGAGAGUGCACACAAUUUGCAAUCUCUCACUCUUUCUAUGGGAAGUACUGGAGCUGCCGCUGCCGAAGCUGCCACUGUGAAAGCCUCGCCAGCUGAGACUAGCGCCGAUAAUAGUAGCAGCACUACCAACACAAGUGGAGGAGCCAUCGUUGAGGCUACACCGAGACGGACUUUGGAAACUUUUGGACAAAGAACCUCUAUCUAUCGUGGAGUUACAAGACAUAGAUGGACCGGUAGAUAUGAAGCUCAUCUUUGGGAUAAUAGCUGUAGAAGAGAAGGACAAUCAAGGAAAGGAAGACAAGGUGGGUAUGACAAAGAAGAGAAAGCAGCCAGAGCAUAUGAUCUAGCUGCACUUAAAUAUUGGGGUCCCUCUACUACUACCAACUUUCCGAUAACUAACUACGAGAAGGAAGUAGAGGAGAUGAAAAACAUGACGAGACAAGAGUUUGUUGCUUCUAUAAGAAGGAAAAGUAGCGGAUUCUCGCGUGGUGCAUCGAUGUAUCGUGGAGUAACAAGGCAUCAUCAACAUGGAAGAUGGCAAGCAAGGAUAGGCCGAGUUGCUGGAAACAAAGAUCUAUACUUGGGAACAUUCAGCACGGAGGAAGAAGCAGCAGAAGCUUAUGACAUAGCUGCGAUAAAGUUUCGAGGUCUAAACGCGGUUACAAACUUUGAGAUAAAUCGGUAUGACGUGAAAGCCAUCCUAGAGAGCAACACACUUCCUAUAGGAGGUGGUGCGGCUAAACGGCUCAAAGAAGCUCAAGCUCUAGAAUCAUCGAGAAAACGCGAGGAAAUGAUAGCCCUCGGAUCAAAUUUUCAUCAGUAUGGUGCAGCAAGCGGCUCGAGCUCUGUUGCUUCCAGCUCUAGGCUUCAGCUUCAACCUUAUCCACUAAGCAUUCAACAACCUUUUGAGCAUCUUCAUCAUCAUCAGCCUUUACUUACUCUACAGAACAACAACGAUAUCUCUCAGUAUCAUGAUUCCUAUAGUUACAUUCAGACGCAGCUUCAUCUUCACCAACAACAAACCAACAAUUACUUGCAGUCUUCUAGUCAUAGCUCGCAGCUCUAUAAUGCUUAUCUUCAGAGUAACCCUGGUUUGCUUCAUGGCUUUAUCUCUGAUAACAACAACACUUCAGGGUUUCUUGGAAACAAUGGGAUUGGUAUUGGGUCAACCUCGACCGUUGGAUCAUCGGCUGAGGAAGAGUUUCCGGCUGUGAAAGUCGAUUACGAUAUGCCUCCUUCCGGUGGAGCUACAGGGUACGGAGGAUGGAAUACCGGAGAAUCUGUUCAAGGAACGAAUCCAGGAGGUGUUUUCACGAUGUGGAAUGAAUAAAAGAUGAUAUUUCUGUGUUUCUUGCGAGGCAAGGUAGGGUAUGGAAUAAUUAGCUACUUUAAUU
Arabidopsis arenosa is the source of this 1914-nucleotide messenger RNA. The record is from the annotation of a GenBank genome assembly. NCBI's taxonomy places the organism in Eukaryota, Viridiplantae, Streptophyta, Magnoliopsida, Brassicales, Brassicaceae.